Molecule: messenger RNA, 1578 nt
Organism: Eucalyptus grandis
Lineage: Eukaryota; Viridiplantae; Streptophyta; Magnoliopsida; Myrtales; Myrtaceae
Product: acidic leucine-rich nuclear phosphoprotein 32-related protein-like
Exons: 2
Coding region: 280-1254 (324 amino acids)
Source: RefSeq, a predicted model, not a curated record
GCGCGAGCGCCCAAGUGCCCAAAGGAAAAACAAAUCCCCAAACCCACACCGUCCGAUCCAUCGCCACGUCACCGAUCCGGACCAACCCGUAUCCAACGGCUCAGAUCCGCGUUGCAGGAGCUACCCUGCUCCAGAUCAAUCGAAGAAGCUCUUCACACAAAAAAAAUUUUCUCCCUUUUUUCCAUUUUCUCGAAGAUUUUUCCGUUCGUUUUUGUUCGAAUCGAGCCGAGAAAUCAUCGGAAUCUGGUCCCGGCGAGCGCGAGGUCGCGAUUUGCGACGAUGAAUUCCGACGAUGAGGAGGAGAUCGAGUUCGAGGAGGACGAGACAGUUAGGGCUGCGAGGGAGGACGGCGUCCCCGCCGCCAUCGACGAGGACGACGAGGAGGACGACGAGGAAGAGGAGGAAGACGGCGUGCAGAGUCAGGAGGAAGCGAACGCCGCAGAAGACGGGCGGCGCGACGGCGUGGACGACGAGGACGACGGCGAGGAAGAGGACGACGAUGAGGACGACGAUGACGAGGACGACGAGGACGACGAUGACGAGGACGACGAGGUGCAGGAGAUCGUGGACAUGAGGUCCGACGAGCCGAUGGUUGAGGUUCGGGAGGAUAACGAGGUAAUCGUGUUGAAGGAGGACGACGAGGAUGACGAUGAUGAGGAGGAGGAGGAUGGAGUACAGAGUCAGGAGGAAGAGAAUGGUGAGGAAGACGACGGCGAGGACGACGACGGCGACGACGACAGCAGCGACGACGAUGAUGACGAGGACGAGGACGGCGAUGUUCAGGAGGUUCUGCAGUCGUCUCGAGGACCUCCGCCGGUUUAUUCCGUGGAUGACGACGACGAGAACGACGAUGUCGACGAGGAAGGCGAAGGCGAAGGCGUCCGCGGCGGCCAGGGCAACGACGACGACGGCGGCGGCGACGACGAGGAUGAGAGCGACGAUGAUGAGGCCGAAGAGGAGGAGGAUAGCGGAGCACAGUAUAUGGUUCGGCCCCUUAGUCGCGCCGAGGAUGAGGAAGAAGACAACAGCGACUUCAUGGAGCAACAUGAGAACAGAUUGGAGCAAGAAGAAGACAUCGAGGAAGAUGAUGAGGUGGAGGAUGAAGAUGGAGUGGAAGCAAUGGAGAUAGAUGAAGAUGGCGGUGGGAAGGUUGAGGAUCCGCCCACGAAGAGGAAGAGGGCAGAUAGAGAAGAGGAGGAUGAGGAGGAUUCUGAGGACAGUGAUGUAGAUGAUGAGAGGCCUCGCAAGAGAUAAGGCCCCGGCCCAGUUUCCUUGUGAUGGUCUUGAGUCCAUUAGGAUUUGAUACAUCUGUUCCCCCUCUCUCGGGGGGGUUGGAUUGUGACAUUAUGCUGGUGCUAUAUAUAAUGUUUAGGGUAGGUUAAGAAAACUAUUUUUUUAUCGUUUCUGUUUGCAUAGGUUAUGUCGGGGAUUGUGGGAAAGAAGAUGGUUUAGAUCUUUGUCAAAUUCGAUUGUAGAUGACAACGUGUUGAAGAUUUCCAUUUUUGCAAGUAUGGUGGAAUUGCAACUUCUCUUUUCUUGGUGCUUUGUUGACCAUGUGUGAUUUGCCGUUUGUUCUGA